AUGUCUUUUCUCAACACCCUCGAAGGUGCGCUCAAUAAAGGGAAAGCUAAAUUAAAGGAGUUUCAGGGUGGGAAACCAAAUCAGCAACCGCAACAGCAUCAACAGCAAUAUUACAACCAACCACCACAAGGACAAUAUCCGGGUGCUCAAAACCAAUACCCAGGUGGUCAACAGCAAUACUAUCCCCCACAACAACAACAACAACAAUCACAGUACUACCCUCCCCCACAGCAACAACCACAAUUUUGUCCUCCACAGCAGCAGCAGUCAUGGAAUCCACCGCCUCAAUCGCAAAGCCCAUACCAGAGCGGUCCUCCUCCUAUCCCUUCCUGGAGUAAACCACAAUCGCCCGCUGUCAACCUUGCAACUCGACCGCCCACUCACCCUCCUUCGCAGAACCAACCGUACUGGCAACCUCAUUUCGAUGCCUCCCUACCAGUCUCAACAUACUUCAUCCAAGAAACGGGCGCUCAUGGCUGGGGAAACAACGAAUCUCAAAACUACACGAACGUGCCCGCGAAUUGUUUCUUCACGCCCCACCAACAACUCGUCCUUCGCGGCAUCGUGAAUACUUCUGCUCCGAACGAUAAAUACACAUCUGCGCGGCUGGUGUCCGAACAACGGUUUGCGCGCCAAAGAGGAUAUUUAUCUGCGACUCUGAAAGCACCUUGUGCCCCAGGAAUCUGGCCUGCGUUCUGGGCAUUACCAGCUGAACCCUUCACGUGGCCGAAUGACGGCGAAGUCGAUAUCUUCGAGAGCUGGAACGGUGAUUGUGUGAACCAUUCAUGUCUUCAUUGGGGCCAUUUCAACGGGGAGGAUUGGAAUAAACAUCGUGUCGUGGAGACGCAUAUUGGGGAUAUGCCGCAUAGGGAAGUCAAGAUUGGGUUUGCUUGGCAACAGGACGAGGAUAGGAAUGGGGCAGGUGGGAAAUUGGUCUGGUAUCUGGAUGGACGACCGGUUAUGAAAGCGAAUAUCCCCGAGGGAACGAGGAGGAUUAGUGAUUAUCGGAUUGUAAUUAAUGUGGCGAUGGGAGGGAAUGUCUGUCAAGGGAAGUUGCCGGCGGAUGGGACGUAUGAUUUUGUGGUUAGGGAGUUGGCUAUGUGGGAUACGCCGAAUGGGGGGUGGGAGCAGUUUAAUAGGGAUUUUGAUCAGACUGUGGAGGGAAAGGCAGGAUGA
This is a messenger RNA of Glarea lozoyensis ATCC 20868, 1176 nucleotides long. Its product is annotated as Concanavalin A-like lectins/glucanase. The record is from RefSeq and is a predicted model, not a curated record. Gene Ontology annotation, biological process: carbohydrate metabolic process. The coding region runs from base 1 to 1176 and encodes 391 amino acids. The transcript has a single exon. NCBI's taxonomy places the organism in Eukaryota, Fungi, Ascomycota, Leotiomycetes, Helotiales, Helotiaceae. Gene Ontology annotation, molecular function: hydrolase activity, hydrolyzing O-glycosyl compounds.